UUGACUUUUGACAUUCUAUUAGAUCAGAGGCAUUGCAGAUGGUGCUUACCAAAGCCAGUCGGCCCUUCCAGUGAAUCAAUCUUUGGCUAUUGCACGGAAGGGCAAAAAAAUGAAACAUAUGUAUUCGAUAGUGAUUUCUGCCAAACGAAAUUUACUAUACUGCCGAUCAUUUUUAUGAUCCUCUACUUAGUGUUCUUUGCUAUUGGAUAUGCGCCACUUUGCUGGGUACUAAAUGGCGAAUUUUAUCCACUAUGGGCACGAAGCACAGGUUGUGCCUUAUCGACCUUUUCGAAUUGGAUAUUCAACUUGCUCGUUUCUUUAACUUAUCUAACACUCAGUCAAGCUGUUACCAGAUAUGGUAAUUUUGCUGAAUAUUGUUUCGCGUAGGG
Messenger RNA from Gongylonema pulchrum, 389 nucleotides. The record is from the annotation of a GenBank genome assembly. Lineage: Eukaryota; Metazoa; Nematoda; Chromadorea; Rhabditida; Gongylonematidae.